CGCACUUGUUACGUAGACUCAGGAUAUUGGUACAAUCUACUAUACAUCACUGAUCACUUCAUAUAGUUUGUGCUUUCAUUAACUGACUGUUGGCUUUAAGUACACAUUAGCUGAUCACACUUUUAAGCUUCAUUGGACAACGGAUAUAUUAUGUGUAGAAUAAGAUCAUUUUUGUAAUAAGCCCAAAAAUCCUAUAUUCGUACCAAUGGCUGAGAAGACUGAGAAAGAGAAACCUACAAGCUCUUCAGAGAACCUGACGUGUCCAUUAUGUCUUGAUAUCUUCGACGAGGCAACCAUCCUGACUUCAUGCGGACACACCUUCUGUCGGAAGUGUCUCAAGAACUAUGACUUGUCCCAUCAGGAUCUCGAUCACAUGAUCUGUCCUCUCUGCAGAGAGGUCACCAAGUUGUCGGCGAACCGUGUCGAUGAUUUCCUCACCAAUGUGACUGUCAACGGACUCGUAGAAGAUUACCACGUCGAAUGUGGAGGGAUGAAUGCUGUCCUUCAGAUGCGUCCAAAAUGCUCUGCGUGCAAACGUCAAGAAGAGGCUGUGUCAUUCUGCAAAACCUGCAACAGCUACUUGUGUGAGCAGUGUCUGAUCUGUCAUCAGGGUUUGUCCUUGAUGUUUGAGACCCAUGAGAUUGUAUCCAUACAGGAUAUCAUCAACGGGAAGGUCAGCAUUAGUCAUCUAUCCGAGAAGUGCUACAUCCACAAACAAGAGAACAAAGAUAUGUUUUGUGAGGAUUGUAAGGUCCACGUCUGUUUCAAGUGCGUGAUCGUCGGUCAUCAAAUUCACAAAAUCAAGAAUCAGGCUGACUUUGAGCAGGAGUUACGGCUUAAGGUGAACGACCUUGUCCAGCGAUGUGCCACUAAGAAAUCAGAACUGGAGAAGAACAUUCAAAAUGUGGAAGUACAACGCCAUGAAGUAUACAUUGCCGUGCAGAAACUUCUGGACGAUGUCAGUCAAGCCUACAGCAUCAAGGCUAAAGAGCUGGAAGAAAAUCAUCGAAAUCUCAUCGAGCAAAUCAAUGCAGUAAAGCGGGGUUUCGAGGACGACCUCAACGUCUUGAAAUCCAAGGAUCGACAGAAAAUCAAGAGUAUUUGUAGUUCAAUAACACUGGUAGCUAAUGACAGACUGGGUCGUCUUGAGACAGACAGUCUGUCUGCUCAUACCUUGCUCUGUGAGGAGCUCGAUGCCAUGCUGAAGGAGGCUACUGAUCACACUUCUGCGACAGCCAUUACUAAGAAAGCACAGAAGAAGAUGUUCAAGCCUGCAGUUGAUACUCGUCUUGACCUCGGGAGCAUCUUAGAAUCAGAUCCGAGGUUGCAAGUCAUUCAGUGUGUAGAUCUUGGGGUAAUGAUGUGGGGAAUGACCCAGUACUCUGAUGACAGUGUAGCUAUCGGAUAUUCUGAUAAACAUGGUAUAGAUAUAAUUGAUUCAGCUGGUAACAAGCACCAGUGUGCAAACAUAUCAAGUCAAAUGAAGUGUCUUGAUCUUGUAUUUCAACAAGACAGGUCGUUAUGCAUUUGGCCGGGUGGCAACCAAGCACACAUAUAUUCUCCCAAUGGCUCCACGAAAUCAACCAUCCGCGUGAACCGCAGUGGCUUUCUCAGACUAAACAGAAGUCCAUCAGAUGAAAUCCUUAUCGCUACCAAUGAGAAUCAAGUCUCUAUUUAUGACCCGACUGGAUCCACUCUCAAACACGCUGUUCCAACAAAACACAACAAUACGAGGCAGGUAUCUGGCACAAAGUCGGGUUUGAUCGUCACGAGUUCAUGUAAUUACCCCGAUCCAAGCUUGGUGACGGUCUAUGACAGGGAUGGGAAUGCUGGUAAGUCUCUACAAGCUCCAAACGAUAUAUACCUGUUUGCUGCCCUGGAUGAGCAGGACAAGGUGUAUGUAGCGAGUGUAGAUCGUAUGAAAGGUAACGUGGUGAUCAGGCUCUAUGACCUUGAUGGUCUGAACCUGAAGGAGAGAGUUGAGUUCAAUGCACUUACUUUGACGAUUGGUUCUGAUUGGUGUUACUUGGUUUCCCCCUCUCCAGACAUACUCGCGUUUGCUAGUCACAAUAAGUUGUAUUUUAUCAAAGUAUCACUGUAAUCCAUCUCACAUCCUAUAUAAUACCAUUAUUUGUAGUGUGUAUACCUCUCUGCUCCAGAUCUAUAAAAGGGGCCAAUGUUUCAUAUUCUAAUUUUUAUUAUGUAAUAACUAUAACCGAAUGAGAAGAUGUUCAUUCUCUCAAUAGAUUUUCAUUACCUGUAUACAGUUGUCAUUCUCCAUUAUCCAAUAACAUGAAAACUUCCCUCUAUCGAAAUAGUAUGUAAUAAAUAAGUAAAAUAUGCAU
Messenger RNA from Strongylocentrotus purpuratus (purple sea urchin), 2345 nucleotides. Its product is annotated as tripartite motif-containing protein 45-like. The record is from RefSeq and is a predicted model, not a curated record. Gene Ontology annotation, cellular component: nucleoplasm; chromatin. Gene Ontology annotation, biological process: positive regulation of DNA-templated transcription. Lineage: Eukaryota; Metazoa; Echinodermata; Echinoidea; Camarodonta; Strongylocentrotidae. Gene Ontology annotation, molecular function: ubiquitin-protein transferase activity; zinc ion binding. The transcript has 2 exons. Bases 206 to 2101 code for a protein of 631 amino acids.